This is a messenger RNA of Meloidogyne enterolobii, 324 nucleotides long. The record is from the annotation of a GenBank genome assembly. Lineage: Eukaryota; Metazoa; Nematoda; Chromadorea; Rhabditida; Meloidogynidae.
AUGUUGUAUGGGGCAACGCCGAUAGGAGGAACUUACUCAGAAAUUGAACACGAAGAGGAGGAUGAAGAUGAUGAAAGAGAGGAUGUUGAAGUAAAAGAAGGAAGUCUUCUUCCAUUUGGUAUGAAAGAAAAAAUGGAAGGGAAUCAAGAAAAUAAACGACGAAAAAUUAAGGAAAAUAAUGAAUUAACUUUAACACCAAAUGAACAGAAAAAUGUUAUAGAAGAUUUAGAUGAAGAUAAUAAUAGUAGAAUGACUUCAUUAACCUCUUCCCAUCACAGAGGAUGGAGUGAACGAUUGGAAAAGUCUUUAGAGAAACGAACGUAA